Molecule: messenger RNA, 1128 nt
Organism: Macadamia integrifolia
Lineage: Eukaryota; Viridiplantae; Streptophyta; Magnoliopsida; Proteales; Proteaceae
Product: cryptochrome DASH, chloroplastic/mitochondrial-like
Exons: 5
Coding region: 49-1113 (354 amino acids)
Biological process (GO): photoreactive repair
Molecular function (GO): DNA binding; FAD binding
Source: RefSeq, a predicted model, not a curated record
UUCAUUCCAUUCUUCUCCAGUGGACUGAGACUGGUUUUGAGCCUCAAAAUGUUGUUGAUGAGAAACCUGCCUAUCCCACCAAAUCUCACCUCAAAACCCUUGUUGUUUUGUACCCAUAUUCACCUCCCUGGUCGCUUCCAAAUCAUGAAUUUUAGUCCAAAAUCAGAACCCAAUUUGGUUUCCACACCAAAGACCUUUCAGGUUCCAGGACUACAUUCCGAUGAAAUUGAUCGAGUGGCGGAUGAAACGUUCCACAGAUACUCUUCGUCAAAGAUCCGAAGAAAUGGUGUUGGGGUUGCCAUUGUUUGGUUCAGAAAUGAUUUGAGGGUUUCGGACAAUAAGGCCCUGUAUCAGGCUUGGAUUUCAUCUGAGGCUGUGUUGCCUGUCUACUGCAUUGAUCCUCGGCUUUUUGGCACAACCCAUUACUUCAAAUUCCCUAAAACUGGAGCGUUGCGAGCAAAUUUUCUGAUCGACUGUUUGGCCGACUUGAAAAAGAAUCUGAUGAAAAUGGGUUUGAACUUGAUCAUACAACAUGGGAAACCCGAGGAAAUUCUCCCUACAAUCACAAAAGCUUUUGAAGUGCACACAGUCUAUGCCCAGAAAGAAACAUGUAGUGAGGAGGUCAAUGUAGAGAAACUUGUUAGUGAUGCUCUGAGGAUGGUGGUGAAAACACAAGGGGGAUCCUCUGAUAAAAAACCUGCAAAUUCAAGGCUACAACUUAUUUGGGGGAGUACUAUGUACCAUAUUGAUGACCUCCCUUCUAAUCCAGGCAGUUUGCCAGAUGUCUACACUCAGUUCCGUAAGUCUGUUGAAUCCAAGUGCACAGUACGGAGUUGCUUUAAGCUUCCAGUUUCUCUUGGGCCACUUCCUAGCAGAAGCUUGGAUGAUUUGGAGGGAUGGGGAUGUGUUCCCUCCCUUAACCAGCUUGGACUAUGCCAGGAAAAGGGUGAUAAGGGAAUGAGGCUUGUGGGCGGUGAAAGUGCAGCAUUGGGCAGGGUGCAUGAGUACUUCUGGAAGAAGGCAAGGACACUUCUCUGUGCUUUUCUGGUUAUCUUCCCCCUUUUAAUUAUGUUAGAGAAUACAAGCAGCGUGAACCAAGAUUUUAAAAAUUAAGACAACAAGAAGGAA